Thamnophis elegans (Western terrestrial garter snake) is the source of this 727-nucleotide messenger RNA. It is a transcript of the gene SMIM7, whose product is annotated as small integral membrane protein 7. The transcript has 5 exons. NCBI's taxonomy places the organism in Eukaryota, Metazoa, Chordata, Lepidosauria, Squamata, Natricidae. Bases 50 to 277 code for a protein of 75 amino acids. The record is from RefSeq and is a predicted model, not a curated record.
UCAGCGGGGUAUAUUUCCGUUUCGAUAGCAGCAGAGCGGAAGUAGCAGGAUGUUGGGGGAUUUGCUGCUGUUCGGGACUCUGUUGGUCAAUGCCGGAGCAGUGUUAAAUUUCAGGCUGAAGAAGAAAGAGAGUCAGAUUUUUGGUGAAGAAGGAAGAACACCAACAACAGGUGAUAAUAUCAGGGAGUUUCUGUUGAGCUUAAGAUACUUUCGGAUCUUCAUCGCACUGUGGAAUAUUUUCAUGAUGUUUUGCAUGAUUGUGCUGUUUGGAUCUUAAACAACUUUGACUGAACUGACAACAAGACACGUUAACCUUUGGCAAUUUGCAGAUGACUUCCAACUGGAAAUAUAAAAUACUCCUAAGUAAAAAAAUUGACAUCCUUGUAGUAUUGAGUUCUGGCUUAUUUUUACUACAAAUAUCAAAGGAACAUUCACCAUUCCCUCUUUUCCCCUGUUCUUAUUUUUUCCCCUAGGUUUUGUUUCUGUUAUUUGGUUAAAGAACAAAUGAACUUUCAGCCCCGUGAAGGGGUACUUGGCUUAUGGUUGCAGGCAUGGCAACCAUGGAGAACAGAGCUUUAUGUGAAGAUAGGAAGAAAUGUUAGAAGAAAUGUAUGUUAAAAUUUUGACACAAGUACAAAAAUGGCAUUGCAGUGCAUGCUUUAUCAGUCAUUGGAUUUAAAUUUAGCCUUUAGCCCCACUAAAAGAAAAAAAAAUAGUUUUUAGAUAG